AUGGCCCACUUGUAUAUCUUGGCUGCCACUGGUUAUUUUUCCAAAUGGGCGAAAGUUGCACCCUAUAAACAUGUGAAAAAGGAAACAGUGGUUGAUUUCAUCAAAUCGAACAUUAUCUAUCGAUAUGGUGUCCCUCGGUACCUUAUCACUGAUAAUGGGAUGAAUUUCAAAAAUAGUUGGGUAACUGACCUUUGUGAGAAGUUUGGUUUCAAACAACGUAAGUCCUCCAUGUACAAUGCCCCUGCCAAUGGUCUUGCAGAAGCAUUCAUUAAAACUCUUUGUGAGUUAUUGAAGAAAGUAGUCAACCAGACAAAGAAAGAUUGGCAUGAGCGAAUGGAAGAAGCAUUGUGGGCAUACCACACUACGCACCGUACACCUACUCAAGUAACUCUGUAUUCUCUGGUCUAUGGCGUAGAAGCGGUUCUUCCAUUGGAACAACAGAUCCCUUCGUUAAGGAUUGCCAUAUAG
This is a messenger RNA of Cornus florida, 468 nucleotides long. RefSeq lists its product as uncharacterized. Lineage: Eukaryota; Viridiplantae; Streptophyta; Magnoliopsida; Cornales; Cornaceae. Gene Ontology annotation, biological process: DNA integration. The transcript has a single exon. The record is from RefSeq and is a predicted model, not a curated record. Bases 1 to 468 code for a protein of 155 amino acids. Gene Ontology annotation, molecular function: nucleic acid binding.